Messenger RNA from Yamadazyma tenuis ATCC 10573, 409 nucleotides. The record is from RefSeq and is a predicted model, not a curated record. Lineage: Eukaryota; Fungi; Ascomycota; Pichiomycetes; Serinales; Debaryomycetaceae.
AGAUCUUUUGAAAGUUAAACGAUAGCUUCAAACCAUAGCUUCAAGCUCAGUCUCUCGUUAUUAUGUGGGUUAAAAACUUAAGUCUUUUAUUUGCAGUUGCAACCACCGUUGCUGCUACAUCUUCAGGGAUCACCCCCACUUCCAAUGCAACUACCGUUGCUACUGUAUCUCCUUCGGGGGUUACUGCAGCCCCAGAUACAACCACUUCAACCACCCCUCUACCUAGCCUUGCCCAUACUGCUUCCAUCAACGGUUUUGCAGACAAGAUUUAUGAUGAAUUGCCAAGCUGUGCUCAACAAUGUGUAAGAGCAAAUACCAGUGUUACACCAUGUGCAUACUGGAAUACGAGAUGUUUGUGUAUCAUGUCUAAUUUCGGUGAUUUGGUAGCUGAGUGUGUGGCUUCAUCUUG